AUGGCUGGGUUACGAUUGUUUGGACCCCGAGGGCGACUGAGGACCCUCAGUACCCUCGCUGUUCUUUCAGUCCUCGUUUUCAUCCGCGGUCUUUCAUUAUUACAGAGCGCACGAAAUACUCGUCCAGAAAACCCCUACGAUGACUUUCCACAUUACCGGCAUUUUUCAAAAUAUCGCGAUGAUCCCGACACAAAAUAUGAAGAGGAACUGUCCCGAGCAAUGCACGAUAUUGAACAGAAAGAACUGCAUUUACAUGGCAGUGAGAAUCCUCCAGAUAUCAUCUGGCAAAUGCUACUGAAAGACAUGCCGACCAUGCACAAAACAACCUCACAAAUCCGUGGCGAUGAUUCAUUGCAGAUGGAGCAACAAAAUUCAGAAUGGGCUUACAAGCUUGUCAAUGGCCAAUGGGCCGAAGAAUUUGUCACGAUUACCCUUUCCACGAUACCAGGUCUCGCCAAACUAUACCACUCUUACCCCCAUUAUGUCCACCGAUCAGACCUUCUUCGAUAUCUCAUUCUAUGGUAUUACGGCGGCUACUAUGCGGACAUCGAUGCCCGCCCAGUACAAUCCAUCAAAAAAUGUCCAAAAAUGCAAGAUUCGCUAUUUGGAAGUGACGAUCCAGACGUGUCUCUCGUUUUAGGUAUCGAAAUCGAUGAGCCCUUUGCCUCAGCCGAAGAAAUGCACUAUUGGCACUGGGUCCGUCGCUACGGAUUCCUUCAAUAUUCAAUCUAUGCACCUCGACGAUUCAGCCCUCUUCUCCGCGAAGUGAUCGUUCGAGUCCUCUCUCAUACAAAACGACACAUAGACGAAAGCAGCAUUUUUCUAGGUCCACAGUAUAACGAGUUGACAACGCUUGAAAUCACCGGACCGGGCGUCUUUACCGAUGCCAUUCUAGAUGUACUAUCUGACUCUCUACCGGCCUCACAUCCGCUUGUGGAACAAUCAGUCAAGGCAGAUACAGAAAUUGGAGAUUUGAUUGCCCCAGGCUCAAGCCAUGCGCAGAGUCGUGUAUCAUGGGCUCCUUUUCAUCUUCUCCAGGACACAUUGUGCGUCAAUGCAUCCGAGGCUAAACCUGGGAAACGGUUUGGUGGGCUUUGUGUAUUACCUAUUAAUGUUUGGGCAAAUGGACAACGACAUAGCAAUUCGGAAUCAUUCAGGAGCUCCCAUGCUUGCAUAAAUCACCGAUUUGGUGGUACUUGGAAACUUUGGAGGCAGGAUUGGAAGAAGAAGAUACUUGGAUGA
Molecule: messenger RNA, 1242 nt
Organism: Penicillium angulare
Lineage: Eukaryota; Fungi; Ascomycota; Eurotiomycetes; Eurotiales; Aspergillaceae
Exons: 2
Coding region: 1-1242 (413 amino acids)
Biological process (GO): protein N-linked glycosylation
Cellular component (GO): mannan polymerase complex
Molecular function (GO): alpha-1,6-mannosyltransferase activity
Source: RefSeq, a predicted model, not a curated record